AUGUUUGCAAACGACCUGCGAGGUUGGGUGAUGAGCGUCGUCUCAGGCGUUGCAUGCGUGCUUGGUUCAUCUAUCAUCUGCGUCGAUGUACUGGUCCAGGUGGUUUCCCGCCGCAGGAGCUUCCGAAUAGCCAACAGCAGCAACUUCCUGUCGGCGUCAUUAUGUCUCAGUGCUGGAGUCAUGCUCUUUACCUCCUUAUAUAGCAUGCUGCCCAACUCGAAGCAGUACCUCACCCGCGCCGGCUUCUCCCCCGCCGUAUCUGCAUAUGUUUUGAUCAGUCUCUUCAUUGCCGGAGUUGCAGGUAUUCAAAUCUUAUCCGCAAUCGCACACAGAUAUAUACCAUCUCAUGUUGUCGAUUGUGCCCAUACCCAUACCGAGUCAGAAACUGAUCCCGAGCACGGCGAGGCACACACGGACUAUGUUCACAAUGAUACAACUGCAUAUAAUGAACGAACACCGUUGUUGCAGUCUAACAAGGCAUCUUCAUUAAAGUCAAUGCCAGCGGUGUUACAACGGAGCCAACAUCCCGAGCCGGCACCCAGACGUGAGACGAUGCGGGCACUGCUGGCGCGCCGCAUUACGUCGCUCAUGGGUGGCGCAAAAUCUGCCUGCGACGAGGAUGGACCUUGUUUUGGAGUUUCCCAGGCUUGCGGGCAAGAAUGCGCCAAAGUGCUUCCGCUAUCCAACAGCAUUGAAACUGUGCGACCAGACCCGCUGCAUCAUGAAAGCAUAUCCGUGCCUCUAGAACCAGAAAUUCAGCAUGUGGAAACUGACCUUGGCAAAAAAAAUGCAUCUACUACACAAGAAGGUGGAUAUUUUGACAACAUCUCUGCACAGCACGACAAGAAGCCAUGUGUGUCUUCAUCCGCUUCGUCUCAGAUUCUAGACUCACAUUCAUCUCGUCUAUCUCAUUCUCAUUCCCAGCAUCAUCCACAUUCCGAGUCUCAUGGACAUCGCGAGGAGAUGGAUUCUGAGCGUCCCAAAUCUGCUGGGGGCAACCCCCAUCACCACCACGUCCCCAAAAAUGCAUUCCUCUCCAUUGGACUCCAGACCUCACUCGCUAUAGCUCUACAUAAGCUUCCUGAGGGGUUCAUUACCUACGCCACCAACCAUGCCAGCCCAAGCCUCGGUACGACAGUCUUCCUGGCUCUAUUUAUACACAACAUUGUAGAAGGAUACGCCAUGUCGCUUCCUCUCUACCUUGCCCUCAAUUCCCGCUGGAAGGCAAUGUUCUGGUCCAGCCUUCUGGGAGGUAUCAGCCAACCCGCUGGUGCUGGCUUAGCCGCAUUUUGGAUCUGGAGCACUGGGCAACACGGCAGUGACGAUGCCACGGGGCCCUCAUGGGGUAUCUACGGAGGGAUGUUUGCUGCCACCGCUGGAGUCAUGACUUCGGUUGCAUUACAACUUUUCAGUGAGGGACUCGCUCUCACCCAUUACCGUGGAAUGGGAAUCUGGUUCGCUAUUGCAGGUAUGGGGCUGAUGGGCCUCAGCUUUGCAUUGACCGCUUGA
Penicillium digitatum Pd1 is the source of this 1509-nucleotide messenger RNA. Its product is annotated as Zn(2+) transporter ZRT3. Gene Ontology annotation, cellular component: fungal-type vacuole membrane. Gene Ontology annotation, biological process: zinc ion transmembrane transport. Gene Ontology annotation, molecular function: zinc ion transmembrane transporter activity. The record is from RefSeq and is a predicted model, not a curated record. Lineage: Eukaryota; Fungi; Ascomycota; Eurotiomycetes; Eurotiales; Aspergillaceae.